GUGGAACUACUUUUUCCUUUAUGACGGUUCAAAGGUUAAGGAAGAAGGAGACCCUACAAGUGCUGGGAUUUGUUAUUUUUAUCCUUCUCAGACUCUCCCCGACCAGCAGGAACUGCUGUGCGGACAGAUUGCCGGUGUGGUGCGCUGCACGGCUGAGAUUUCUGGAGCGCCUCCGACUCUCAUUCGCCUGAGGAAGCUCAAGUUUGCGGUUGUAGUGGAUGGAGACUAUCUGUGGGUGCUGGGCUGUGCCGUCGAGCUCCCCGACAUCAGCUGCAGACGGUUUCUGGAGCAGCUGAUCAGCCUCUUCACCUUCUACAACGGCCCUGUGCACCGUGCGUACAUGAUGUUUUCUAAGGAGGAACUGGGCAGGCAGUGGGACAGAUACAUCGAACAUAUCCAAAAGAACACCAGUGACCUCCACAGGAUUUUCAAUUCUCUCUGGAAUCUGGACAAAACGAAGGUGGAUCCCCUGCUGUUACUGAAAGCAGCUCUCAUCUUGCAAACUUGCCAGCGGUCUCCCCACGUCUUGGCAGGCUGCAUUCUCUACAGAGGCUUGAUUGUGAGCACCCAGCUGCCACCUCCUCUCACUGCCAAAGUUCUCCUCCAAGGCGAUGAGUCUCCGGGCCAGAGGGAGCCUGGAGGCGAGAAGCAGCGAGAGCCUGAUUCUCCCUUACCACAGGGUGUCCAUAUCAUCCCGGUAUUCCUAACAGAAGACGAAGUCUCAGUGCUCCGAGAGUUUCCAGUGGAGUGGAUGACUAGGUCAUCCAUGUCCCCAGCAAGCACUAGAGGAGGCAAGAAUGCUCUCUGCUCCCAGGGGGCUUCAGAACCAACAGGAGUUAAUGAAAAACAAGACCUGAAUAAUAUCUCUGUGCAGGAGUCCCCUGAGCAAGCUUCAAGCGCAGCUGCACCAGAAGGCGCUGUGCAAUCAGGCAGCCUUGCAAACAGUGAUCCUUUGAAGGGCUUCCCCGAAAUGGAAGCCAGUACAAAGAAUUCUCCAACUGCAAAACUGAGCAGACCAGACAGCAAAAGCUCACAGCUUACUGGAAGAGCAUCCUUCCCAUCAGAAAGAGACGCGAAGCAGCUGCCAAGCCCUUCCACACUCCAUACUGCUGAACGUUCUCAAACUGCAGGUCCAUAUCUGGAAGGCUUUUCCUUUCCAAACCCUUACGCCCAGGAGCAGGAGAGUGAGAACGUGGGGAAAUCCCUUGUGGACUCUGAUGUUGAGCAACACCAUUUUCAAAGUUCUCAUGCAGCCAGUGGCAGUCCAGCUAUUUGCUCUCCUGCAGAGCUGGACAGAAGGAAAUCAAGUGAACAAGACGAGCAAGGGACUGUGAGCCAAAAUAAUGUCUCUGGAGAAAGCAAGGGUGCAGCUGGUGACAAUGUGCGGGGUCUGGAUGGUCCAGCCACUGCUGCACAACCAGAGCUCCAAAGCAGGAGUCAGCGGCCAGCUGUAGAGGUUCAGGAGGGUCUGCCCAGUGACACAGCAGAGGACACGCACUGUCCCCGGAGCGGGGAGAGCGGCCGGCCACCUCGGGUGGAUGGUGUGGGAGCCCAGGCUGGCGUGGAGUCAGGCAAACCCUGCACACCAGUGAAGAUGAGCUUGUAUGUUCACUGCCUCAAGGGGCUUGUGCUCUGCCUCUUGGCUGAAGAUCAUCUGCGAGAGGACCAGGGCUCUGUUCAGGAUGUGUACCACAGCAGCCUGGCUUCUCUGAACGGCCUCGAGGUGCAUCUGAGGGAGACUCUGCCCAAAGAUGACUCGUCCUCGGCCAAGACAACCUACAGCUUCACGCACUACGACUGCGUUCAGAACGUGCUCACGGCCAACCUGCCCCACACGCCCGGCCCCCUGGAUCGGCACUUCCUGAGAGCUGCCACGCUGAUCCACGCCGACUUCAGCCAGCUCCCGGCGGCUUCAGAGGUGAUCGUUAGGAACGCCUCCACGGCCGUGUAUGCCUGCCGGAACCCCGUCCAGGAAACCUACUUCCAGCAGCUGGGCGCUCCGCUCCGCAACUCGGGUGUUCCCAACCCUCAUGACAGUGCGUUCAGCCUGCCGAGCAAGGCCAAGCAGAAGCUGCUGAAGCACGGCGUGAACCUGCUCUGA
Molecule: messenger RNA, 2101 nt
Organism: Pterocles gutturalis (yellow-throated sandgrouse)
Lineage: Eukaryota; Metazoa; Chordata; Aves; Pterocliformes; Pteroclidae
Gene: HPS4
Product: Hermansky-Pudlak syndrome 4
Exons: 12
Biological process (GO): vesicle-mediated transport
Source: RefSeq, a predicted model, not a curated record